This is a messenger RNA of Drosophila hydei, 3207 nucleotides long. RefSeq names its product guanylate cyclase soluble subunit beta-1 (gene Gycbeta100B). Gene Ontology annotation, biological process: response to oxygen levels; cGMP biosynthetic process. Gene Ontology annotation, molecular function: heme binding; guanylate cyclase activity. The transcript has 17 exons. Lineage: Eukaryota; Metazoa; Arthropoda; Insecta; Diptera; Drosophilidae. Gene Ontology annotation, cellular component: guanylate cyclase complex, soluble. Bases 395 to 2551 code for a protein of 718 amino acids. The record is from RefSeq and is a predicted model, not a curated record.
UUGGAAAAGCGCACACAAGUGUCCUGGCGCCAGCUGCGCUGUUCUUUAAUAUAACAAGCAUCAAGCGGCGGCUGCUCAGUCGUCGAUGGCUGUUUCAAGCUAACACUGUUCAAGCAUUGCGCUCGCACAACCUGAGCAAAAGGCUAUUCAAAGAAGGCUCGCGCGCGCUUCGCUUAUCACAGAGCCCAGACCAAAUGCGAAAGUUCUCUCAACUCUAGCUCUGUGAAAAAGGCUUCAGAUGCUUAACUGAAAUUGCUUUAAGUUCAGUAAAUAUGAAAUAUUGAAGACGUUAUGAAUAGCAUUUGAUAAACAGCAAUUUGUGCAAGUGAAUCUAAAACGCCAGCAAAACACUUUUGCAUUUCAACAGAGACCAAAACUCAAACAGCCGGCCAAAAUGUAUGGCUUUGUUAACUACGCCCUGGAGUUGCUGGUGCUCAAGCAUUUCGGCGAGGAAAUAUGGGAGAAGAUCAAAAAAAAGGCCAUGGUCAGCAUGGAGGGACAGUUUCUGGUGCGUCAAAUUUACGAUGACGAAAUAACAUACAAUCUAAUUGGAGCAGCUGUUGAGAUACUCAAAAUACCUGCCGAUGACAUAUUGGAGCUAUUUGGCAAAACAUUCUUUGAGUUCUGCCAGGAUUCGGGCUAUGACAAAAUACUUCAAGUGUUGGGCGCUACGCCGCGUGACUUUCUACAGAAUCUGGAUGCAUUGCACGACCAUUUGGGCACCCUGUAUCCGGGCAUGAGAGCGCCCUCGUUUCGCUGCACGGAACAGGAUGGCGAGCUGCUGCUGCAUUAUUACUCGGAACGCCCUGGCCUCGAGCACAUUGUCAUCGGCAUAGUCAAGGCCGUCGCCUCGAAGCUGCACGGCGUCGAGGUGGAAAUCGACAUUGUCAAGCGCAAGGGGGAGCCCAUCGAUGAGGCCGAGAAGGAGCGCGCCCUGGCACGCGAGCAGCAACAAUUGGACACUGAGACGACAGCUGGCGGAUCCGAUGAAGCGGCAGCCGAUGCUGCUGCUGCUGCUGCUGCUGCACCCGUUCAAGUUCCACCCGAGCACAAUAAUAAUCACAAUGCCAACAACAACAAUGACAGCAACAACGGCGCCAACAACAUCAACAACAACAACGAUGCUCAGCAAAUUGCUAUUGAGCCGGCUGGCGAGCAAUUGCCGGCCACAUCGAAGGCCACAGGCGGCGCCUCAUGUGGGCCACUCGUGCAGGAUAGCUUCGAUUGCGAUGGCGACAAGGACCAGAAGUGCCUGCGCCUGCUGAAGAACAAGAGCGACGACAUCGAGCGCUAUGACCACGUACAGUUUCUGAUACGUGAAAUCAAUGUGGCCGCCAAGUCGCAGGUGGAUGCCAAGAAGGAUGAGCAGGCGGCCAUCGAUGACAUGGAGUUUCUCUGCGAAGCGCCCCUCAUCUCGCCAGCGACUUUCUGCAAGGUGUUCCCCUUCCACCUGAUGUUCGAUAGACAAAUGAAAAUCGUGCAGGCCGGCAAGGCCGUAUCCCGCGUUAUACCCAGAGUGGCCGAGGAGAACUGCUCGCUAAUCGAGGUGGUGGAGGCCAUUAGACCACACCUGCAGCUAACGUUCGAGAACAUUCUAUCGCACAUAAACACCAUCUAUGUGCUCCAGACGAGGCAGGGCGCCAUGAGCAGCCGGCUCGAGCAGCGCUUUCUGAGACUUAAGGGACAAAUGAUGUAUAUACCCGAAACGGAUCGUAUACUCUUUCAGUGCUAUCCGAGCGUCAUGAACUUGGACGAUCUAACCAAGAAGGGGCUCUACAUUUCGGAUGUGCCGCUGCACGAUGCGGCCAGAGACUUGGUGCUGCUUUCCGAGAAAUUCGAGGCGGAGUACAAGCUGACCAAGAAUCUGGAAAUGCUGACGGAUAAGCUACAGCAAACGUUUCGCGAUCUCGAGAGUGAGAAGCAGAAGACGGACAGGCUACUCUACUCAGUGCUGCCCAAGUCGGUGGCAAAUGAGUUACGACAUCAGCGUCCAGUGCCGCCCAAACGCUACGACUCCGUAACGCUGAUGUUCUCAGGCAUUGUGGGCUUUGGGCAAUACUGUGCGGCCAACACGGAUCCCGAGGGCGCCAUGAAAAUUGUGAAAAUGCUUAACGAGCUCUACACGGUCUUCGACGCGCUGACCGACUCCAAGCGCAACCUGAACGUCUACAAGGUGGAAACUGUGGGCGAUAAGUAUAUGGCCGUCUCGGGCCUGCCGGAUCAUUGCGAGGAUCACGCCAAAUGCAUGGCGCGCGUCGCUCUAGAUAUGAUGGACAUGGCCAAGAAUGUCAAAAUGGGCUCAAAUCCAGUGCAAAUCACGAUUGGCAUCCAUUCGGGCGAGGUGGUCACCGGCGUCAUCGGCAAUCGUGUGCCCCGGUAUUGCCUCUUUGGCAACACGGUCAACCUGACGAGUCGCACCGAAACAACCGGCGUGCCCGGUCGCAUCAACAUCAGCGAGGACACCUAUCGAACUGGAUAUUUUCCUAUAUCUCCUCAAAUGUGUAUAGUAUUUAACUUGACAUACACACCUUACAAUGGACCAAGUUUAUAAUCCAUCUUUAAUAAAUUCAGAGCCAGAGCCCUGCUCAAUUUACAGGGUAUAAGGAGAGCAAAGGAGGAAAAGAAGUUCAAGUGCCGGAAAUGGUGUGUAGAUUUUUCUUCUUGGUUUUCUUAUUCGCACACUUUUUCACUUUCCCCACUUGAUUCGCGCGCAAUCAAGCGUCUUUUUGAGGCAUAGUGAAAGCUGCUUGCGAGUCGGCCACGGGAAAACCGCUGAACCUUGCCCAAGUGUGUGUAUGAGUGGGCUUUUCUCAGGCAAUUGCGAAAUACUCUGUGCGAAAUGCAAAAACUUGAACAGCAACAACAAAAUUGACAGCAUAAAACGAGGCGACAUCAGCUUUAGAAUAUGCUAAUCUCUCGCUUAAGCUGUUCGCCACAGUCAGCUGGGAGCAACUUUUUAUGUAGCUGUUAAUUUGCGUUGUCAACAUUAUUGAGAGCUGUAAAUUAUGGCCGUCUUUUGUGCCGGCCACUUUAUGGGGCGCCACCAAUCAAUGAAGCGUGUCCCCAAGCAACUGCAGCUAAACGAUCAUUAAAAUAACGAGCAUACGCGGCGUAUACGCCAUAUCUGGACUGAGACUCAGAUGCGCUUUGUGGCAUAUGAGUCACAUUAAUAGGGCUUUAAUUGAACACAAAUUGUCGCCUUUGAAA